CUGUGCAUGACUUGUCUGCGAUGUUUGUACUGAUAUCCUACAAUUGCAUCCUCAAAAAAUGGUACACCGCCUGUAGGCAUGUGUUCAGAAGCUAUGAACAUACAGAGACUGUUUGUAUGUAAAAAAUACGCAUGAAGAAAAGAACAUGUUCCUGUGUGCUUGAAGAGACCAGCAGUGUAUAGGAGGAUUUUGUUGUUUGUAUAUUUGCCAUCACUUUGUCAACUUUGCAAAGAUGAUGAAAAAGGCAAAAGGAAAGAAGGUUCAGCAAUCUGAGGGAAAAAAGCCCCUUGCCAGAAAGACUUUGCCUGCCAGGUUUGAAGAAUAUGUUGAUAACGAGGCUAGGCCAACCAUUCAGGCUCUAGCAAAUCCAGAGACGUAUGAGGGACCACAAAAUGAGUUAUAUGCAUUGCCAACAACGGAAGCUCCAAGCAUUCAAUCAGUUUCUAAAGCUGACAAUGUCAUUCAACAUGCUCCACAGAGACAGUUAGGUCCUCGUGUUGAACCAUAUGCACCAGUGGAUUUCUUUUCUGUGAUGGAAAAGAACAAUGGUGUUUUUCCACCCCCCGCCAGAAAGCCUGUAUCGCGAUCAGUAAAGCAGAGUGACAUCUACAAGGAGGACAUAGGAGACAAGGAAUUUUACCCAUUAUCAAAAGCCCUGGCAAGAAAAGCAACUCUUGUUAAAUCCAAUGGAACAGACUUCUCCCUUGACUUCUCCGGCAUGUACCAGCUAACUGACUUCGCACUUUUCUGCAUGUUGAAAGCCAACAAUUCAGCCAAGUGUAGCAUGGUAAAGAAAGCAAAUUUAACAGGCUGUCAAAACAUUACUGAUGUCGGCUUGGCUUGGUUUGCAGAGAUGUGCCCUGAUAUUGAAAACGUAAACUUGGUGGGAUGCAGGCUGAUAACAGAGACUGGAUUGCAUAGGCUGCUACAACAUUGUAAGAAAUUGAAAACACUGGACAUAACAGGUACAAACGUUGCUAUUCUACCUCAAGCUGUGGCUGACAUUGACAUCAACACAACUGGAUACCCUGUAAUAUCUCCUAGUCUUGAAAUUUUGGCUUCAAAGGGUAAAGAAAUUAUGAAAGCUCCAAACUUCAAGAAAGACCCAAAUACUGACAUUAUGAAGAUCUGCGUUGUUCAUGGUCCACAAGGAUCCCACAGUCUGGUAAAACACUUGACCAAUGCAAAGGAAAAGACUUCAGAUCCACUAGAGAUUGCCAAAGAUUUCACAAUUAGCGCAAGAUUCAAAGCCAAUAUCGUGGAAUGUAUUGAGUCUGUGAGUCCACUGCUGGUAACGAAGCGCACACUGUACAUCUUCACAGUGGAAUCAGGGGAGGACCCCAAACUCAGAGCUAAGGAAAUAUUUGGCCAUAUUUGCCUUAUUCUUUCAAAGGUCAAGAGUGCUGCGUUUUUAGUUUGUUCCCUGCAUGGCAAAAAUGAAAAGUCAUCUGCGGAUGAAGUGUUGAAUGCAGUUAAAGCUGAUGCCAAAAAAUACAGCACUUCUUUACAAACUGAGCUCAACAGCGAUCUAAAGACUGCCACCACAGAUUUAACUUUUGGAAACACCGUCAUCCAGCAGAAGGCAAUGGGUUCGAAGGCAGCAUUGACUGAAGCCUUGGCCAAACUCUACGUUCAGUCCAUGGAGGUUGAUCUAUCUACACCAUACUCAGCUAAGCAGGAAAUGAAAGCUGUGGUUUCUGGUCUGGAGAAGGUUUGUGAACUGUAUCCAGAGUACCAGGAAAUGGGUCAACCACUUCAUAUCUUUCUUACGUCGGAUAAGAAGGACAAAAUGAUAGCCAAUGGAGUCCUAUCGUUAUCGUCAGCCCCUGCGUCCAUAGAAAAGCACAUGGAACUACUUGGAACAACAGGUAAUGCAAUAUCCUUAAAACUAGUCGAUGAAACAACACCAAUUUGGUGCUCAGUUGAGUGGCUAAGCAAUGUGCUCACAGUUGCGUAUAGUUCACCCUCCAACCCGAUCGGUCUUGUGGGACUGAACAGUGAUGUUAGCUUGUGGAGGACUGACGAUUUAAAGAAGAAGCUUGUAAGCUCAGGAUUUUCUUCAGACCAGGCUAUGCUUGCUUCCCAGUUGCUGAUGAGGGUUGGGUUGUCAUCUUAUCGAAAGAUGUUUGUGCCCACCACAUGUUUGCCAGAUAAACCGGAAUCAGCUUUGGACUAUUUCUUCCCUGAAAUUCCGCCGUAUGAAAGGCAGAAGGCGGAUUUCUACACUGUGGGUUUUGAAGUGAAAUUUGCAGCACCUAUGCCUCGAACAAUCCUUGGGCAGUUGAUGUUCCUCUGCUCCAAUCUACGAAAAUGGAUGAUGGCGUGGAAGGAAGGCGCAAUAUUCCAAGAAGGAAUUGCUGAAAGUUUGAUUGUGCAUGAUUCCGAGAAAAGUGAUGGAAAGGUGUUGAGCGUCUACUGCCACUCCUUUAAAAAGGAUAGAUCUCCUGGAGUGAUGAAAAAGAUCAAGUUCACGGUGUGGAAUACAAUAGCACAGUUCCGGAAGCUUCUGGAUUUUGUGCUCAUCUCAAAUGACCUGCCCUAUGAAAUGCAACUAUUGACUGAAGAAAAAGACGCUAUCUCAGGGAAAAGAACUGAUGUAAACUAUCUACCUGAUGCUUUAGUGAAUCCCUUGAUAAGUCAUCACAUAUAUGAGAAGGUAACUGGGGAAACUUCUGACCGGUCUGCUGAGAUAUGCCAGCUUUGUGGAAUACAGCCAGCUGCUGCAAACUUACUUUGGAAAAUUGAUGCGAUGAUUUGCAAAAACAAACCCAUUGAUGUAAGUUACACUGAUGGUCUAACUGUCAUUGAUAUGGAAAAAGAAAAGAAGUGUGAACAAAAAGGAGCUUUGUUUUCUGUCAAGGAAGGUACUGUAAAGACAGUGUUUGAUGACUGCCAUCUUUAUGGCACAAAGGGGUACAAUGGCUUCAGUGUUCAGAUCCUCAAUGCAGAAGGACAACCUGCAAUCAUAAUUGGCUUUGCAGCACUGACCGGGUACAUUGAAAUCAACUUGAUCAAGUCUAGCAUAGAUGUAUCCUUGACGGAUGGAGAUAAAAGCAUACCUAUAGACGCGACGAAGCUUCCUGUGGUUGGCGACACGGUCACGAUGCUACUUGAUCGGAAAGAAAACUCUCAAAAUCAGGAAUUGAGCAUUUACAGAAAUUCCCAGUGCAUUGGAACUGUAGAGGUUCCAAAUAAAUAUUCAGCCCAGUACAAGCCGUUUGUGACGGUGAAGAAAGCUGCAGAAUUUCAGGUUCUGCCAUAUUCAAGCCGGGACGAGAAACAAUUAAGCACUUUACACCCUGAUAUGAGGCUUGAAGCCAUUGACAAAAAGAACCCAAGUUUAUGUUGUGCUGCUACGGUUUGUAAAGUUUUCGAGGAUGGCAAGGUUCAGAUACAUUUUGAUGGCUGGGGAGAUAACUAUGACUAUGUUACUACCAUGGAUGAUCCGGCUCUCCAUCCCAUUGGCUGGAUGGAUGCAAAUAAACAAAAUAACAAGCAUUUGACUCAGAUGCUUCAAUCCCCACACCGUUAUGGCAAGCCUUUCAGCUGGGAUACAUAUUGUGAGGAAAUGGAAUGCCUGCCUGUUCCAUUCCAACUAUUUAAUGAGGAACAAGUUGGUAAAACCAGCACAUUGGUGACUGCUUUUGUUUCAUCAAGGGUAGAUGUUGCUUCAUGUCAUAGAAUACAGCACAGGGGAAGAGUGCAAGAAUUCAGCAUACUCCAGCGAUUUAAGACGUCUGACACCUUGUACGAAUUCUUCAGCGUACACAAUCGCUUCUUUUGUUUGCUACCCCGGAACUUCAGUAUGUCGAUGAUGAAGUAUCCAUCCCUCCAGUCAGUAAUGGACUAUUCUCACCAGAACGUCCAUGUACUCUGCCCUGGUCUAAAAAUGGACGUCUUGCAUUUAGUUGAUGAUGCAGGGUUUCCCCUGCCAAAUUCAGAGAUAUUUUCCAACCCCCAGAAUGCGAAGUACCUCAUUAACUGCAUUGCUGGCCUGGCGCUUCAACCGAGCGUUCUUCCGUCCUCCUGCUCCAACCUUGUUCUUGGAUAUCAGGGCGAGGCUCAGACUGAAAACAUUUUCCUCCGACUGCUGUUUAUGUACAUCAAUACCCUUGACCUCAAUGCUGGAGACCCCUCGACAAAAACAGGAUUUUCAGCAGAACUGAUGGAUGUCGUUAAUUCCGCUCUCAAAGACAAGGACGUGUCAAAGAAAUUUGUAGAUGGGGACAAUAUACGAUGCAUAGGACACGCAAAUUCCUCUUUGGCAAACCAAGAUAUCAAAGAGAUCAACCUGGCCGAGUAUUCCCAACUCUACAAUUUCUUGACAAGGAUUGACUUCCAGAACAACCAGCUGGAAACUCUCCCAGAUGAGUUCUUUACUUCUUUUGUAGUUCUGGAGAGUUUGAAUCUCUCAAAGAACAAAAUAGAGAAGCUGCCAUCGGGUAUUGGAAAGCUAAAGGAAAUAACAGAAAUAAAUGUUGCGCACAAUAAAUUAACGGAACUACCAUCCGACUUUGCAGGCUUGAAAGAAACCUUAUUGUUUCUUGACAUUUCCCACAACCCAUUGAACCAUUUACCGCACAACGUGUCGUUCUUGACCAAACUCGAAGAACUACAUGCCGAAAAUGUCGGGAACGUCGAUUUAUCGGAUGUGAUAAAAUUGAAGCAAUUGACGGUACUGAAUGUCGGUUACAAUCUCAUAAACAGUAUCCCCGAUCAGCUUGGAGAGUUGCCCCUAGAGUAUUUGAAUCUGAGUGGAGUUCCAUGGAUACCCGAAUCAAAUUAUCCAUCGAUUGUGAUGUUUACAAAGGCGUUGAGCUCCAACAAUGUUACCAACGUAAUGGGAAAGGAGGAAAUGCUGAAGUUAUUCUCAGGAGCCGACGUAGAUGAGUCAAGUGAUCUUAGUAAGCAGGAGGUUGUUGCCCUGAACCAAACAACACUGCUGAAAAAAUACCCAAGGCUUGGACUUAAAGGACUUACUUUUGAGAAAACUAAGGGUUUUCCCACGUGCAUCUUCAAAAUCCAGACAUUGAAACACCUUAUUUUGAAGUACCAUGCUAUCAGUAAUGUCCCAGAUGAAGUUAAAAACCUUCCGAAGCUAACCGAGCUAGACCUGUCGGAAAAUCCAAAGCUGAAAUCUUUAUCAGCGGAGCUCGGGGCGCUGCCAUUGAAACAACUGAACUUGAAAAAUUGCUAUGAGUUGAACACACCACCCAAGGAAAUCGUGUCUCGAGGGUUUGUAGCCGUGAUGGGUUAUUUGAAGAGACUGCGCCUGGGGUCCAUUCCCUGCAAAAGGACAAAGUUAAUGAUGGUCGGUCUCGGCGGAGCUGGUAAAACAAGCCUCGUCCAGUCGCUGAUGAGCAACAGGUAUCGGUCGUUUCAAGACCAUGACGAGCCUAUUACCGACGGAAUACAGAUCAAAAGCUGGGAGAUCCCAGUGGAAGAUGACAAGGUCACAUACAGCGUGUGGGACUUUGCUGGACAAACUGUGUAUUACAAUACACACCAGUUUUUCCUGUCAAACCGUGCUGUGUACUUGCUGCUAUGGAAUGUCCGACAGGGCUAUGAACACGCAGGCCUAGAUUUUUGGCUGAGUUCAAUAGCUUGUCAUGCUCCGAAAGCCCCUAUCAUAGUGAUUGGAACGCACAUCGACAAGGUUGAGAAAUAUCGGCUUCCAGAGGAGACCCUUUUGAACCGGUACCCGCAGAUUUCAAGUUUCCAGUAUGUUAGCUGCUUCACUGGCGCGGGUGUUGAAGCCCUCCGAAAUAUCAUCGUUAAGUUGACGCUCCAACAGAAGUACAUGGGUGAAAAAAUUCCUGAAGCAUACCUGACAUUGGAAAAGAAAAUCAUCCAGCUAAAACAGGAGAAAAAUCUUGAUAUCAUGCCUUUCAAAAGCAUGGAGAGUGUGGCUGCUACAUGUGGAAUAUUUGACAGAAAUGAGAUGGUCCAAGCUAUUCAGUUUCUCCAUGACCUGGGCGCUGUACAGUUCUUUGAUACUGAUUUCUUGCGAAGUAUGGUCGUCAUUUACCCUCAGUGGAUUGUAGAUGUCAUGGCUUGCUUGGUCACGGUUCACGAAGGAGCUGUUCAGAAAGGCAAGCUUAUGCUGAAAGACAUCGGUACCAUUUGGAAGGACUAUUCCAGUGAUUUGCACCCAUGGCUUCUCCGACUCACUGAGGAGUUUGACCUGACCUGUCCUCUUCACGAGGAAGAAGCCAGCAUUGUGCCAUGCCUCCUGCCUGAUUUGGAGCCAAAGUAUGAUUGGCCUCAUGCUGACCCGAAGAAGAACAGGAGGGAAUCCAUGAUGUUGUACAAGUUCCAGUAUCUGCCAGCAGGACUUUUCAAUAGAGCUCAGGUCAGACUCAAUCAAUAUUCCAGUGGUUCAUUGAUGUGGAAAACUGGAUCGUAUCUGAAGAAGAAUAACCACAUCGCGCUCAUGUUGCAAACUGACGAUAGGGAAGUUAUCGUGCGUGCACAAGGUUUCCGACCAGAAAACUUUAUCUUCAUCGUCCAUGAGAUGAUCGAGUCUCUCAUAAAUGAAUCAUACGCUGGUGUUAAGUACGACUUCCAAAUACCAUGCAAAGACUGUCUCAAUAUGAAUGUGAAGGACCCGAGCAUGAUGUCAUACCUCAAGGUGGUGAAGGCCCUGGAACUCAAUGUACCCUUCAUACAGUGUGACAAGUUCUUCCAUAUCUCAUCAAUUCAGGAUCUGAAAGAAUCAAUGCCUUCUGACAAACUGACCAACAUGGACAGCCACCUUCAGAGCAGUGUUAGGGAGUUGAAGGAUCUGAACACCGAGACAAAGAUUUCAACGUUCUUUAUGUAUACAAGCAAGAACGUGCCAUCUGCCGACCAAGCUGGAAACAUGGUCCACCCCGCCAAGAUCUACGAAGACCUGAGGAGUAAAGAGUUUCUGAACGUGUCGUACACAGACAGACCGGAAACAAUGGACAUGGAAGCUCUGACCUUAACCCUCAAGUCAACAUCCGUUAUCAUUGUCGGCAUGUCAGACGAGUUCUGUGACAACCCGGAAUGUAAAAAGGUUCUCUUGUACUUGAAAGAUGUCCUCCACAAGCCGAUCCUGUUAGUGUUGUUGGGCACGACGAAAAAAUGGCAAAAAGGAGACAUGAAUUAUUCUUUCGGGACAGAGGUGUAUGUUGACAUGCAGAAUAAAACGAGAUAUCCUCACAAAAUCAAGGAGUUAUACGAGGCAAUCAAGAAAAAAGAACAAGCUAAAGUUCAAAAGAAUGUGAAAAAAACUUCACCGAAAUGCUUUAUCAGCUACUGCUGGUCAAACUCCCACGACGCCGUCCUAGUGAAGAAGUCGAAGCAGAUUGAAGGUGCACUUGGUUGGGAGAAAAGUGAUCCAAGGGUAGUGAAGAGCUUCCUGGAAAAUCAAGGAGUCUCAUGUUGGUUGGACGUAGAACAAACAGGAGGGGUAGGGCUGUUUCAUUCCAUAGCUGAGGGUCUAAAAGAUGCGGAAGUAAUGGUUGCAUUCGUUUCUGACCAGUAUGUGAUGUCCAAGAACUGCGUGAUGGAGUUCAGGUACAGCUUGACUACCAAGAGAAUUCCAGUGAUUCUAGUUGUCGUAGGGUUGGGGACAGAAUGGGUUUCUUCAGAGGUUGGUGUUUUAGCCGUUGGUAAUAAAUGCAAACAGGUGUUCAUGCAAAUGGAAAAUGAAGCGGGGUACCUUCAGGUUCUAAAACUUGUUCAGGACAAUCUGAAAAACUCCAAGUCUAGUGGUGAAGAGAAACAAAGCGCAGAAUUACAAAGAAACGUGGCUUUCCAGGAGGUGCUUGAACUCACUCAGAGGAAGUUACUGAGACACAUCACCAGCAACUUCAUUAACAUUGAUCUGGAGCCAUAUCCCAAUCUCUUCGUUAUCGACUUCAUCUCUGAAAAAGAGAGGCAGCGACCACUUACCAUAUCGAAGGAAGAUUCUCAAAGUCCUGAAAGUGAAAAACGAAAACCAGAUGUUAACGUGAUGUCGAAAUCAAAAUACGUAUUCCGUCUUCUCUGCGAACAUUUGGGGGGCUGGCACAUUGUUCCCACAACAAUUCCCUUCCCGGAUAACCUUGACCCUGAAGAAGAAAAGAUGACAAUAGAAAAUGCUGCCCCCUACCUCAGUCGUAUUUACACGAUAUUGAAACAUGCAAAUGUCAAACUAGAGUGCCUGGUUACACCUGAUGGAGAAAUCUUCCAGCAGCGACUGGAAGAGAUUGGGGUGAACAGCAGCGAUUUCAAGGAGUCAUAUCUAGACUUGCGGAACACAGUGAUCAAUCAAGACAAAGCAAAAUCAUUAGCUGCUUUGCAGAGGUGUCAUGUGAAUGGCAAGAUGGUCUGGCUGUGUGACGAACACAAGAACGCCAGCAAAAGUAUGACCGAGUCCCGAUAUCAAGGCAAAAUUUCGGCGGAGCCGGAGAAAAAUAUACCGAUUGGAGACAUGCCAGAAAGCUUUGCCGGUGAAGUGGAAACUGAAUCGAAGGAAACCACGGAAACCAAUGACGGCAAAGAAAAGAAGCGGAUCUUCCGCAAGCACCUAAGUAGCCAGAAACCAAGCCUCAAUAGGCAGACCAGUCAGAUGUGCUCAGUGAUGUAAUAGACUGGUAAAAGACUGUUCCACAAGCCUUAGAAAAUUUACAAACCUUUGGCAAGUUGUAUUAAUGUUCAACAUUGUGGCUCUUUCUAGCAAAAUAAUGAGUGAUGAUAUGUUUGUAUAGCAAAAUGUGCCAAGAUUAAGGCUGUUUGUAGCGAUGCAUACAAAAUCUAAAAUAACAUAAAAAUCAUGAGGACCCUCAUGGGGUUUUAAUCUAUCUUUAACAAGUUUCUUAAAUACUCCUGGUUGUUGAAUAAAGCUUUUAUGUAGCCAGUUUAGAUAUGAAAACUCUGUAUUUACAGCUUCUCCUGGCAUUGUGUUAUAGCAGCAGACUAAUCAAAGGUUACUUUUGAUGAAUGAAGUGAAAUGGGCUGUAAAUAGGCUUUAUGAAGAAUGAAUGUCCUUCGUGAAACAUUUGAAUGUUGUUAAUAACUAAAAUUGUAUCUCUUUUGUUGUAAUCAGGUGAUGGUUUAGGGGAGGCAACUAUUUAAUUAAAGUUACACAUGUUGGACGAAAAGAUGUGCGAACAAGUAAAAUUGAAAAUUAGUUUUGAUUCUUCUCGUUGUUCUGUGUUGUUAAUGAAAUGUGUAUCUGUUAUAUUUUUUAUGUCUGUUAUCUGUAUAUGUAACAUGUAAUAUUUUGCACAAACUGAUUUUGUCUGUGACUGUUUUACAUGUUUAUGUAUCAUCAAAAGUUGUUUAUAUCAUAUACAUAUCUAAACAUUCCAACCCCAAGGUAAUAACUGUGUUUUUAAACACUUUAAAGCUAGCUAGUUUUACAUAAAAGGCACCGCCAUUCAAACUACUACAACAUAUUUUCUACUUACAUUGUAUUUAUGAUAAACCAUAUUGCUGUUUGUCAUGGCUCAUCUAAAUCAUACAGAGUAUUUACAACCAAAUAAGUUUCAUUUUUGGACUGAACCGUUUUUGUUGCUGUGAUUCUUUCCUCAAACAUAUCACUAUAUUGUCUCAUGUUAAUGUGCAAACUCAGAUGCAUAUAAAAAGUCAAAUUGAUUACGUUAUUAUACCUGUAUAAUAAAAACUACACCUGCAGGGAUGUUGUUUAGUCAUUUGAUAGUGUUUUGUCUGGAAAUUACGUAUAUACAAAAUGUCUCCUUUGUUCUGUUCAAUUUAUAUUUUAUGGGUAAGAAUGUCUUUGAAUAAAGUUGUAUAUGAGGAAUGGACGUUGUGGGAGUAUGUAAAGAUUGAAAUAAUAAUAUGAUAUUUAAAUACAAUUGUGUCAUUCUUUGCAUACUAAACACUAGUAAAUGCUGUAAGGAUUGUUUAAGGAAAUUAUGUUCAUGACUGAUAAGCAUGCAAGUUCUUAGUAUUCAAUGUAUUGUGUUGUGCAUCAUAAAACAAAAGUUAUAUUAUUAAAAAAAUGAAGUUGCUCAAACAUUGAGAAAUGCAAUACGAUAAGGAAUAUAUGGUAUGUCUUGUAUAUUCUGAAGAAUACACGUUGAGUUUUACUUCUGUGAUGAUGUUGAAUCUUUACCUGCAAACAUUCUUUAUAAUGCAAACAUUUUGUUAACUAUUCAUGUUUUUAGUUUAUUAUACAUGUUCUAUAUACUUGUCUACACAUGUGGUAUAUAUCAUACAUUCAACUUGAUGUUGUAUCUUAAGAAAAAUGAUAAUUAUUUCAAAUAGAGAAUUCCUGUAUUUUACAAGACUGUAAUGUAAUCGAUGUCCGUCCAAAUCUCAUUAUAUGUAACUGUGAUAUUGUUGUGUAACUGUGAUAUUGUUGUAAAACUUGUUUGAUUAAUAUGAUUGUACUAUGACUUUUUAAAUGUAUUCCUUCACAUCCGCAUUAUCAUUUGUGAAUAUCAAAAUCAGAUGUCUUUUCUGUCACAAAGCCCCUCACUAAUAUGAUCUUUGUUUGCAACAAUUUUUACACAAUUUUAUCUUACUGUUAUAAAAAAAACAGUAACUUAGUCCCAGAUAGCAACAACUGGGGCAUUUUACGUUUUUGUUAACAAUAGACUAUAAUUUAAAUUUCUGAUGAUGGUUAAUCAUGGUAACAAUUAUUGUGUUCACAUUUUAUAAUUAAUUAAUUUUAUUAAACGCGAUCCAGUCACUUACAUUUUUUUUUGUGUUUUCUACAAAGAAUAAAAUAAAAAUGAUAGGGACAACCAAGUAGUCAAACAUUCAGAUAUUAACUCUGGUCAGGGACACGAGGCAAGAGCACAAACGACAAUAUAUCUAUGAUAUAGUUCUUGCCGUUUUUAUAUUUAUUUGAUUAUUUAAUUUGAUUAUGUCUUAGUCAGACGUCAAAAUGAUGUUAAAUUUCACUCUUGUACGAGGAGUGUACCAACUAAGUACUGUUAUAUCUUUAAUUUGUUGUAUAUUUUGUAUUGUCUUUAUAUUGGUUUUUACUUUCAUGUACAAUAUAAGAAACGUGCAAUCAUAAUAAUUGUUUGUCUGUUCUUCUUGUUUAGUGAAAAAAAUCUCACUAUCAACACUAAUUUCUUGGAUAAUACUCACCAUGCUUGCUUAUUUAUGGAUUGUGAUGUAAACUGAUAUACAUCUGCAUUUAAAUUAUGUUUAGGCUAUUUCUACUUGUGAAAAGAAAUCGGUACAUGACAAUCAUAUUUCUUCGUCUUUCUGAAAUUUUGUUUUCAUAUUUAUCUUUAUGCAAAAAUGAUAUUAGAGAGUUUUUAAAAUUUUCAAAAUAAUAGCAAUUAAAUGUUACGUUAAAGUGGCAUUUAAUUUAUCACUGUUUUGUUUUAUAAUUGUUGUUCCACAAUUUUCGUAUGUAUAUCAUCUUUCUCGUCUGAAUUCCAUGAAAUUGUUUCUAUAUACGUAUAUGUAAGCGAUAAGUUGUUUGAGAGGUAGAAGCCAGAUUUUAAUUUCGAAACUUAUUGCUCAAGACCGGGUUUUGGCUCAAAGAAAUGUUUCAGAGCAUACUCAUGUAGAAAACUACUCCCACAUUGUUUUUUUAUACAGUUCAAGUAAAAUGUAUUUGGUGUUAAGGUCACAAUAUCUACCAUCAUUGUAUAACUUCUCAACUUUGAUAAACAGAUAUGUAUUAGUUUGCGUACACAUACACAUAUAUAUAUUACUGUACAACUGUCCUUUCCACUCACUGCAAUAAAAAUGUCUCUGAAAACCGUGUUGCUUAUCUUUCGUAUGAAACAUAUCUUAUACAUUACUGUACAACUGUCCUUUCUACUCACUGCAAUAAAAAUGUCUCU
This is a messenger RNA of Mya arenaria, 11783 nucleotides long. RefSeq lists its product as uncharacterized. The coding region runs from base 233 to 8596 and encodes 2787 amino acids. Gene Ontology annotation, biological process: signal transduction; regulation of DNA-templated transcription. Gene Ontology annotation, molecular function: protein binding. The record is from RefSeq and is a predicted model, not a curated record. Gene Ontology annotation, cellular component: nucleus. Lineage: Eukaryota; Metazoa; Mollusca; Bivalvia; Myida; Myidae. The transcript has 53 exons.